Messenger RNA from Coprinopsis cinerea okayama7#130, 696 nucleotides. RefSeq names its product immunoreactive mannoprotein MP88. The record is from RefSeq and is a predicted model, not a curated record. The transcript has 8 exons. The coding region runs from base 1 to 696 and encodes 231 amino acids. Lineage: Eukaryota; Fungi; Basidiomycota; Agaricomycetes; Agaricales; Psathyrellaceae.
AUGAUCUCAGCUACAUACCUUGUCCUAUUCCUUUCUUUGGCCACCCCCGCAGUGAAGGCGCAGCAAACAGGGUUCCCUCCUGGUGUCAUCGCGACUGGACCAGAAGGACCGACCAACCCUCCCCGACCGACGCUAGGUACCCCAAUAAACCAAACCAGCAUGGCUCGCCUGGUCACGGUGAACUCUGUUGAUGACUUUUGUCUCUUCGCCCCUCCCAACUUGGAGGAGAUAGGGGAUUCCGAGACAUACGAGGUUGCGUGGUGCACGAAACCCAGGAACAACGCUCGCGUUAUCCCAGAUGGGACUCUGACAGGGGUAACCUUCCUCAGAACCGAUUUCUACGUCCAAGUCAUCGGAUUCGGGAACUUUACCAAACUCAACAUACCCCAAGGGGAUUACGGAGGUGAACUGGAUCCUCAUGGACAAUACGGCGACGGCAACCCCAUUGGUGGAAACGUAACAUCCAACAUCACAGGCAGCGACCAGAACUUUGCGGAAUGGAUGCUAUACAUCGACUAUAACCAAUUCUGCAUGAGGGUAUGCACAAACGCCAACUCGACGUACAGUGCUGCUGAUAUGUGCUGGCACGAACUCGACGAGAUGGGAUGUGAAUUCGUCAUGCCGGCGGACUACAACGUCAACGGAACCUUGUCGCAUGUGAGCUUCGUGAAUCCCAAAGAAAAAGAGAUCAACUGA